Anguilla rostrata (American eel) is the source of this 1876-nucleotide messenger RNA. RefSeq names its product sialate O-acetylesterase-like. Gene Ontology annotation, molecular function: sialate O-acetylesterase activity. The coding region runs from base 452 to 1876 and encodes 474 amino acids. The transcript has 11 exons. The record is from RefSeq and is a predicted model, not a curated record. Gene Ontology annotation, biological process: carbohydrate metabolic process. Lineage: Eukaryota; Metazoa; Chordata; Actinopteri; Anguilliformes; Anguillidae.
UAGUCUACUGUGCUGUUCACCAUUUCAACAUGAUUUAGAGAGAGCAGCAUAAGGCCGGUUUAAAUAACAUAUUACUUUUAAAUGUUGAAAGGUGUCGAUGUUGGUUUUGGGUGAGGGGUUUUAAAUAUGAUUAUAAAAAUACUGAAUUCCUGUCAGCUACACCCCAGUAAGCACACAUGGUCGCCGCGACGUCUGCACGAUGUAAUUGAAUCCAUUUGGUAUUUAGAACUUUAGGGCCAGCGAGUAAACGCCAUACAUUCUGCGUCGAGGUAACUUGUGUGUCACUCUUUCUGUGAUCAAAGAUGUUGCUGCGCUCUUCAGUUCAGAAAAUUCUGUCCAGUGGGAAUACAGGAAGGCACUAUUGCUAUCAACGCCAGUUCCUUGCUUUUAUUUCUUUCUUUCUAUGAAAGAGGAGAAAAGAACGUCUUUGAAUCCCACAGAAUAAAUUCAGAUGCAAGCCACACCUUUCAACGAAGCCGGGGCAGACCUCCGCUUCGCCUCCUAUUAUGGCAGUCACAUGGUGCUGCAGAAAGCACCGGAACAGGCAGUGCUGUGGGGAUACGGGUCAAACGAGUACAAAGUCACUGUCUUUUUGGUAGGAGAACUGGAGUUCCACAGCCAAGUUGUGGUUGUGCAAAAUGGGACAUGGAGGGUGACUCUGCCCCCACAGACAGCCGGUGGCCCCUAUAAUGUGACGGCUAUCCAGCAAGAUGCCCAGGUCACCCUGACGGACCUCCUGUUCGGGGACGUGUGGCUGUGUGGCGGGCAAAGCAACAUGGCCUUCCCUCUUUCUCAGGUGUUCAAUGCAUCAGCAGAGAAGGCUCAAGCAGCAAAAUAUCCGGAUGUAAGGAUCUUCAUGGCCGCCUUAGAGCUAAGCCAAGAAGAGCUGAUUGACCUGCGCAAGGUGCAGAUGCCCUGGUCUGUCCCCUCUGCAGACCUAGUGGGCAACUUCUCCGCAGUCUGCUGGCUGUUUGGGCGCUAUCUGUACAAGAUCCUGGGGUACCCGGUGGGGCUGGUGGAGUCCUGCUGGGGGGGGACCCCUGUGGAGGCCUGGUCCUCCACCCGGGCGCUCCAGAAGUGUGGCCUGGACGGACUGGAAAUGGAAGCCAAAAGAUUCUUUUAUAUCGCCUCGUUGCCAAAUAAAUAUGGACCGUCACCAAAGAGAGAGAACUCUGUGCUCUGGAACGCCAUGAUCCACCCCUUCCUCAACAUGACAAUCAAGGGAGCCAUCUGGUAUCAAGGUGAGGAUAACACCGCGUAUCACCUGGACAAGUACGCCUGCUCCUUCCCCGCCAUGAUCGACGACUGGAGGGAGGCCUUCCACCUGGGCUCCAGGGGCCAGACCGCCCUGGACUUCCCAUUUGGAUUCGUACAGCUGUGCACGUACAACAAGAGCGCAGAGAGCGACAGCUUCCCAGAACUCCGCUGGCACCAGACGGCAGACUACGGCUUCAGCCCAAACCCCCGCAUGAAGAACACUUUCAUGGCCGUCGCUCUGGACUUGCCUGAUGAAAAGUCCCCUUGGGGCAGUAUCCACCCACGCGACAAGCAGGACGUGGCCUACAGGCUGACGCUGGGGGCGCGAGCCGUGGUCUACGGCGAGAAGGGCGUGGCCUUCCAGGGCCCAUUUCCUGUCAACGUCCUGCUGAAAGGAGACCUUAUCACCGUCACCUACACUCAAGCAGUUUCUGUCGCUCCGUCCAAAUCUGCAUUUGAGAUCUGCUGCACCAAAGAAAUAAAUCCCUGCAACUCCAAUUCAACAUGGCUGCCGGCUCCCAUAAUGCAGUGGGGCCACAGCUACAUCCAGGUGUCCACCGCCACGUGUGAGAACGCGGUGGCAGGCCUGCGUACCUGGAGGGACGGCCCAUCUUCUUAG